CGUCAGCUUCAAAAUUUACUUUAUGAAUUAGGACACCUGAAGGACUCCAUCCAAACCUGUUUGGAGUUCAGGUCUUUGCAUGAUGAAAUUGGUCUUAUUCCUAAAGAAGAGUAUCUUAAAACAAUCGACAGCUCAGACUCCUCUGUGUCGGAACACCAACAGACACUCAACCGUCUUUAUUGGGAAUUAAAACAGAGGAAAAAAUUAAACGAAAGCCUCAACGAAAUGUCAAGGUCGAUGGUGGAAGUCAAAGGUAAAAUAGCUGAAAAACAGGCUUACCUCGAAGGAAUUAGCGGAAAAUUAAAGGAAAUUCUUGAGGUUAGUUUGCUGGUAAUUCUCACUAACCUGUUAUAG
Molecule: messenger RNA, 354 nt
Organism: Mesocestoides corti
Lineage: Eukaryota; Metazoa; Platyhelminthes; Cestoda; Cyclophyllidea; Mesocestoididae
Source: the annotation of a GenBank genome assembly